AUCGCGUCUAGGUGCAGUAUCAUGUGAGAAGUCGUUCUGUCAUUGCUCACGCGUAGCAGCUCGCGAUGGUGUGCUGCUGCGUUCCGCUCUGCAAGGCGAGCGGGCGCACAACGAGCGGAGGAGUCGCUUUCCACGAGUUUCCCGUGACAGAUGUGCGGAACCAGUGGCUAAAGAAGAUUUCCCGCCAAGCUGAUGGCCCUGAGAAACAGCCGUGGGUUCCAAACGACCGGAGCGUGGUUUGUAGCCUUCAUUUCAAACCGGAGGACUACAGAGAAGGCCUCAAGUUGCGGAGGCUGAAGCCGGAUGCUGUGCCAUCCAUUUUUCCCGGCUACCCAACAUACCUCCAACCAGCCCCUAAAAAGGAGCGAAGGCCACUGAAGCGUAAGGCUGCGACACCAGCCUCGGCUGCUGGAAAACCUCCAGUGGAUGCCAAGAAAAAUAGACUGGAUACCUACACGGCUGGCAGAACUCAAGUUCAAGAUACAACCAGUAUGGGGGUCGCGAAACAGUUGCCAAAUGUACCAGUAGCUGGCAGCCCUGAAUCUGCUCAAGAAACCGACAGCCCUGAACCUGCUCGAGAAACGGACAGCCGUGAACCUGCUCAAGAACCCGACUGCCGUAAACCUGCUAAAGAGCCGUUGUUGUUCGAGCUCUCACAAGAGCCUUCACUGGAAACCUCACAGGAAUCGCCAUUGGAACUUCUGCCAGAUCCCUCCUCGAUCCCUUCAGUACAGCGUGCUUCAGUGCCGGUUCCUCCAUUCACCCUGGAAUUUGUCUCCAAACCUCCUUCCAUGCCACCGAACGUCACCAGGACUCGUGGAAUACAGACGCGUCUUUCCCUGCCACUGAUGUCAAAGCUUGUGAAUCAAGUGAAGACAUUGACAAGAAAGUGCCAAAGGCUUCAAAAAAGCAAAGCCAAGUUGCAGGAGGAAGUUUCGGCACUGAGGCAGCAGGCGAAGAAAACAGAGGCACUGAUGAAGAAGGCCAAAUUCACACUCCUGCAGGAGAAAGUAGAAGACAACGAUGCGAAGGCUCUUUUCAUCCAAGAACAGCUGACCUUCUUGGACCUCUCCAAGGGCCGAUGGCGGGAGGAGACCAUACGGAAUUGUGUGCUUUGGCAUGCAAAGUCUCCCUCUGGCUACCGCCUUCUGCGGGAGACUGGCGUGCUUUCACUGCCAAGCCGGUCGACCCUGAAGAGAUACAUCGGGGCAUGCACUGGAGAGGUGGUCACAUCUUUAAUCAAGCAACGACUCCAUGCGGAAGCGAAACAGCAUUCUGGACAGGCACUCUGUGGCUCCUUGGUCAUGGAUGAAAUGUCUGUGAAGCAAGUCACCACCUACCAAAAGCAGUCAGAUGCUGUUCAUGGUCUAGUGGAUCUGGGAGGUGCAGAAGCAGACUUCGGCCUGCAAGACCAGCUUGCGACUCACCUUCUCUGCUUUGUGUUUGUAGGACUCUCCACCCAUUACAGACUUCCGGUUGGGUACUACUUCACCAAGGGUUUGACCGGUGAACAGCUUCAGCUUCUUGGUCUGAAAGUAAUGCAGUCCGUAGAGGAAGCAGGAUUUGAAGUCAAACGGUUGGUUGGGGACAAUCACAGUUCCAACUGCAAGUUCUUCUCGAGCCUGUCGGGGGGCCCCAUACAGCCUGUUGUCACCCAUCCUCUUGAUCCAGAUCGUCAACUAUACUUGUCAUUUGACUACUGCCAUAUCCUGAAGAACAUCAGGUCUCAGUUCCUGGAGGUGAGGAGACUGUUCAAAAACAACGGAACGUUCAUCCUUCCAGACUUCCUGAGGCGUCUGUACAACAUCCAGGAAACCCAGGGUGCCUUCAAGCUUGUAAGGUGCCUCACAAGAAAGCACCUUUGGCCAAGCAAUUUCGAAAAGAUGAACGUCGGCAGGGCUAUUGCCAUCUUCUCACCCCAGGUCACAUCAGUCCUGAGAUUCUUGCAACAGCAUGGACAUCGUCUCGGAGCUCCCGGCUUUGAGAACUGCCUGCCAACUGUGGAGUUCAUGGAGCUAGUCUACAAGUGGUUCGUGCUCCACAACAUCAAGAGCACGACAUUGCACUGGUCCAGCAGAGACGCCAUGAGAAUGCCAUUCUACGGCACAGAUGACAAGAGACUUUCUUGGCUCGAGACGGAGUGCCUCGAUUACUUCGAGACAUGGAAGCAAGAAACAACUCAUAAGCUACAGUUCCUGUCUCAGGAAACUUAUGAGGCGUUAAGAGUAACAACAAAGUCCACUGUUCUGUGUACGCGGCACCUCUUGGACUCAGGGUUUCACUUCGUUUUGACAGCAAAGUUUUCCAGUGACGAUGUUGAGUCGCUUUUCUCGACUAUCAGGCAGCUGAAUGGGUCGAAUGACCAAACGGAUGCCUAUGCAGCCCUGUCGGCCCUUCAGAAAAUCCUUGUAACUGGCAUUAUUCAUUCUUCAGCUAGUGGGAAUGUUGGAAGUGUAGUGGGCUCUCUGGGGGAGGCAACGAAGCUCCCUCCUCUGCCUUCGAAGCAAGCCACUACUGUUGAGGACCUGGGCAAGCUCGUGCUCCCUUACCUUCCCACGUUGGAGCGCUAUCCAGGCGCUCCACAGCAGAGCCUGCGAUCAAGCACUCUGGCACUGAUUGCUGGUUUUCUCGUCAGAGCCAUUCAGGACAAUAUUGACUGUGAGGGUUGCCUCGUGAAGCUGCAAGCUCCCACCUCACGCUCCACUACCACUGCACUUAUUGCAGGCAUAGACAGAGGAGGGCUUUCAUACCCCACUUCGACUUUUGUGGGGUUCAUCAGUCACCUCGAAAGUGCUGCCUCCAGCGUGGCUCCCGUUCUUGUAACGGUGCCGCAACCGUUGAAGAAGUUCGUGAAUCUAGUGCCUCCUGCCGUUGUAAAAAACCCGCUUUUUGAGUGCUCUAAAGACAAGACUGUGUCCCAUAGGAUGGCCCUCCUUAACAUCAUUCUGCGGAAGUUCAUGAGGCCAUUUUUGUCAAACUUCACCAGCAAGCUCACAGAGACCCAGGCAAAAAGAAAGCGUCUGAACUCCAAGCCAAUGUCACGAAAAGUAUUGAAAGUCUAAGUAACAGUAACUGUGUGUGAAUUGAGACUGCUCAAUUAAACGAAUGUAUUAUAGUCAAUUACAGGUUAAGAAAAG
Ixodes scapularis (black-legged tick) is the source of this 3137-nucleotide messenger RNA. Its product is annotated as DNA transposase THAP9. Bases 66 to 3062 code for a protein of 998 amino acids. NCBI's taxonomy places the organism in Eukaryota, Metazoa, Arthropoda, Arachnida, Ixodida, Ixodidae. The transcript is spliced from 11 exons. The record is from RefSeq and is a predicted model, not a curated record.